CUUAUUCUACCAUGUCAGAUGCUCUUUGGCGGUUGGCCGCUUCACUUGCCAGUGUGACUCCAGGCCGACUCUCCAGGCCGAGUGUGUGUGUGUGUAGUGGUUGUGCUAGCAGAGUGUUGCAGAAACUGAAAGGGCAGCGGCUAAAUUGAACCGAAGUGAACAGACCGAAUAAAAAAUUUUAAACGAGCUGAAACCACACCGGGACUUAAAUUUCUAUUUCCACGCGACAGCCGCAGCUGAGUAAAAUAGCACAGUACGGGAUUUUGGGCCCUCUUCUUCGUUCACAUACAUGCGUACCUGGGCAGAGAGAUUCAGAUUAACCGCCACCUCCCCCCGCCAACGUUGUUGCUGUCGUUCCGCCGCCGCUCUCACGUAAUCCGCCCCCGCACCGCCCACCGCCCCACAAACUGAUAGACCGAAAAUCGAUUAGCGGCCGCUCUAGUGUGUGUGCACGCUGCGUUGCGUUACGUUACGGUUACCGUUACGUCGGCUCGUGUGCGUGGCCGUGAGUGUGUGUGCGUGUGCAAGGUGUGGUGUGUAUAGAAAUCGAUUCGCCGCGUGUGCCGUUACGCGAUUUUCAACAGCAGCCGCCGCAGAAAUAUUGCUUUUAUUUUUUUGCCUGUGAGUCCUCCAAAGUGAGUGUGACCGCGAGAGAAAAGGAGAGAUAGAGAGAGAGAGAGACAAAACGGGCUCUCCCCAAAUAAAAUAAAGAAACACAAAAAAAAGAAGAAAACACCGGACAUGGAUAAAUCAGCGGCCACGAACUCGGCCACUGCCGAUGGCCAAAACGAGGCAGCAACAGCAGCUGGGUGUGGCAGCAGCAGCAGCAACACCACCAGCAACAACAACGCGCUGCAGCGCCUGGCAACAACAACAACAAGUGCCGUUGCGGCUUCCCCGAUGAUGAUCAACCUGAAUAUCAGCACCACGACCGGCGGCAAUUUCGGCGUCAGCGUCGAACCGCACAUUUCGGUCGAGAGUCUGAAGAAGAUCAUCGCCAAGAAGCUGAAGGUGGUCAAGGAUCGCAUCCGCCUGCUGCACCGCGAAAAGGAACUACAGGAUGGAACGCUCAGAGAUCACAACCUAAUGGACGGGUCCAAAAUCAUUUUGAUACCAAACGUGGAAACUGGUUUAUUGAUCAGUGGGUUUUAUUUCAACACAGGUUGUUAUUCAUAGAGGUAUAACAAUAUUUGAUUC
Messenger RNA from Drosophila ficusphila, 1197 nucleotides. RefSeq names its product midnolin homolog. Lineage: Eukaryota; Metazoa; Arthropoda; Insecta; Diptera; Drosophilidae. The record is from RefSeq and is a predicted model, not a curated record. Gene Ontology annotation, cellular component: nucleus. The transcript is spliced from 3 exons. Gene Ontology annotation, molecular function: protein binding. The coding region runs from base 742 to 1176 and encodes 144 amino acids.